AUUUUCAAUCACUCUCACCAGUCACAAAAAAAAACACAAAAACUAAAAAAGAUCAAGAAAAUUUCUAAUGGCUGCCUCAACCAUGGCUCUGUCCUCCCCUGCCUUUGCCGGAAAGGCCGUGAAGCUCUCACCGGGAGCCUCAGAGGUCUUUGGAACCGGCCGUGUCACCAUGAGAAAAACCGUCAAACCCACCGGUCCAUCUGGCAGCCCAUGGUACGGAUCCGACAGGGUCAAGUACUUGGGUCCAUUCUCCGGAGAGCCCCCAAGCUACCUCACAGGAGAGUUCCCCGGUGACUACGGAUGGGACACCGCCGGUCUUUCCGCUGACCCCGAGACCUUCGCCAGGAACCGUGAGCUAGAAGUUAUCCACUGCAGAUGGGCCAUGCUUGGAGCCCUAGGCUGUGUUUUCCCUGAACUUUUGGCUAGGAACGGAGUGAAGUUCGGAGAAGCUGUUUGGUUCAAGGCUGGUUCACAGAUCUUCAGCGAAGGAGGGCUCGACUACUUGGGAAACCCGAGCUUGGUCCACGCACAGAGCAUCUUAGCCAUUUGGGCUACUCAGGUGAUCCUCAUGGGAGCUGUUGAAGGUUACAGAGUCGCCGGAGAAGGACCAUUGGGGGAAGCAGAGGACUUGCUCUACCCAGGAGGCAGCUUUGACCCGUUGGGUCUUGCUGCCGACCCAGAAGCUUUCGCGGAGUUGAAGGUGAAGGAGAUCAAGAACGGAAGGUUGGCUAUGUUCUCUAUGUUUGGAUUCUUCGUUCAGGCUAUCGUCACCGGAAAGGGACCGUUGGAGAAUCUUGCUGACCAUUUGGCUGAUCCAGUCAACAACAAUGCAUGGGCCUUUGCCACCAACUUCGUCCCCGGAAAGUGAAGGAGUUAAAAGGUUAAUUAUCAUGCGAGUGAGCAGAAGAGAAAGAGAGUUUGUUUGUAUAUUUGUGAAACUUCCUUUGUCGUAUCUUUGUAUGAUUUUAUCAGAAACCGAACCUCUUUUUCUCAACUGUGUUGGCGUUUUAUCUUA
Molecule: messenger RNA, 1015 nt
Organism: Brassica oleracea var. oleracea
Lineage: Eukaryota; Viridiplantae; Streptophyta; Magnoliopsida; Brassicales; Brassicaceae
Product: chlorophyll a-b binding protein 1, chloroplastic
Exons: 1
Coding region: 68-868 (266 amino acids)
Biological process (GO): photosynthesis, light harvesting in photosystem I; response to light stimulus
Cellular component (GO): plastoglobule; chloroplast envelope; chloroplast thylakoid membrane
Source: RefSeq, a predicted model, not a curated record